This is a messenger RNA of Centruroides sculpturatus (bark scorpion), 2937 nucleotides long. It is a transcript of the gene Cp110, whose product is annotated as probable basic-leucine zipper transcription factor N. Gene Ontology annotation, cellular component: centriole. The coding region runs from base 353 to 2812 and encodes 819 amino acids. Gene Ontology annotation, biological process: centrosome duplication; regulation of cytokinesis; centriole replication. The transcript is spliced from 13 exons. NCBI's taxonomy places the organism in Eukaryota, Metazoa, Arthropoda, Arachnida, Scorpiones, Buthidae. The record is from RefSeq and is a predicted model, not a curated record.
AUUUUGUUUAUAAAAUAAAUGGCAUUAUCUGUGAUUCUUUAAUGAAGUUAUAAAUAUGAUAAUUGAAUAAAGUCUUAUUAAAUUCGUAUGUUUUCGACACGUUUUGAUACAAAAUGUCGUAGAAGUGUGUCUGAUGCGUGAACAGCGUUAGUUGAUCAAGCCGACUUGUUCAAACUCGUCACCAAACUUAAAUACUUAAAUAAUGCACUGUUAUAAUAUUUAAUACGAUUUUAAUUAUUUUAUGAUUUGAAUCUAUGUUAAUAUCACAAAAGAAAUGAGAUACGAAAUGUAUCGUAAACAACUUUAGGAUCACGUGAUAAAUUUGGAUAAUCUAAUUGAUUUAAUACCACAAAUGGAAAUAACACUGCCAUCAUCUGUAGACUGCACUUUUCCUCUUUAUACCUCAUGUAUUCAAAUAAAAGGAAGACCAAUUCUUCCACCUCUGAUGACAUCUCUGAGAAGACAAGAGAUGGCAGAGUAUCGCAGACAAGCUAUGAUAGCAGAAACAAGGAUUGUUAAAAGAAGAUUUGAAAAAUCCCGUCAAUUAUGCAAGAAUUUAAGUUCAAAAGAGAUGAUUGAUUCAAAAUCAGAUGAAAUUCUUCCAGAAAGAAAGUAUGAAACUUAUAAAACAAAAACAGUAGCUAUUCCUCCUGAAGAAAAUAUAGAAGAUAAAGCAUGCAAAGUUUCUCCUGAUACAGAAAAUAAUACUCAUUUCACUUGUAAUGUACCGUCUACAGAAAUUUCAAUACAAAAUUUACAAACUGGAAAACAAACCACUGAUCAAAUUAUAGCUGAGAUAAAAGAUUUUAAUAAUAAGAUAAAUAAUAUGUCUGGAAAUAAUUGGUUUUCAUCAUUAUCAUAUGAAGGUCAAGAAAACAAUCUUAUUGCUGAAAAACAAUUACAUUUUCAGCCCUAUUGUAUCAAUGAUAUUAUUUUCAAUACAAUUAAUUCUCAGUUUGAUUCAAAUAUGAAUGUGCCAAUAAAUACCAAGGUAAUUAAUGAAGAUUCAGUUAAUGUAGAAGAAUUAGAUAAUCCACAUAUUGAUGUUGAUGGAAAUUAUGCACAGAAUUUUUCUACAAAUUCUGUUAUUAAUUCUAUUGAUGAAAAUCAGAAGGAAGUAAAAGUAAAUAAAUUGCAACAUGAAAUUGAUACCGAUAGUAUUGUUCUUAGUGCAGGACAAAGUACUGAUCUUGAAAGAUAUUUAGAUAGUUCAGCAGAGACUCUUAAAACUGAUAGCACUCAAAAUACUCCAUCUUCAUUUAAAUUGACUUUAGCUGAUGACUGUAGUUCACAGAGUAAUUUAUGUCUUUCUUGUACUGACAGCAGUGAAACAUUGGUGGCAUUAAGUGUUUCAAGUGAUAAAUGUACAGAAAAUAAUUUUGUAAAUAAAUCAUAUUCAACAAUAGAGGAAAAGAAUUUAAAUUCAUCACUUGAUAGUAGCCUAUCAAGUACAGAUGAAAAUACUGAAAACACUGUCAGGCAGCAUAUCCGUAAAUCAUCGUAUACUUUAGAUGAGCCUUCUCCAGCUUUGUUGUUAGCAUUAGGUGAACAUGAAGUCUCUCAUUUUACAUCAACAAACUCUCAAAACAAUUCUGUAAUUUUUAAUUCUGUUAGUGAUUUAUCAAAUAAACAUUCAGAGAAUUUAAAUAUUAUUGCUUCAGAAAAUGAAUUGUCUAAAAUUUUAACAAAUAUUUCACUUAAUAGUGUGAAAAAUUUAUCAACAGGGAACAAUAGUGAUUUAAAGGAAUUAAUCAGUCAUCACAAAGAAACAUUUCCUUCUUCAAACGAUGAUUGUAGUUUUAUUGUAAAUAAUAAAGAAGAUAAAACACCAUUAUUGAAUGAGAUAGGAGCUAUGAAGAAAACAAUGGAAGAUCUUUUACAUGUACAAGAAAUAAAUUUUGAAAAUGCAAGACAGAAGCUAGCUAAAAUGCAGCAAGAACAAAUGGAACUGUUGUUGAAGGAACAACGCCAGCAGUGGCAACUUUUAAUAGAAGAGCUGAAUUUAGAGAACAAACAGAAUGAGAAAUCAAAUGUAACAUCACCAGAAUUAGUAGAAAAAAUUGAAGGAAAUGAUACUGUGAAUAAUAUAUCUCCAUUAAGUGACAAAAAUGAUGUCAGCAAAGUACAAACAUUCUCAGAAAUAAACACCAGUAAUGAUAAGAGAGAAUUUAGUCCAGAAAUGUUGGCCAAAUUUAACCGAGUGAGUGCCGUUGCCAAAGGAUAUUUAACUAGACGUCUCAUGAAAACAGAACGUGUCCAGAAUAUAAUUCAAACAAUUAAGGAUACUUUAAUAUGUGCUUUAAAAUUUCAUCAAGAAACUCCUAUUAAAAAAGGAAAAAUUACAGUCAAAGAUGCUGAACUUCAUAAAAGACUUAUUGCACAAUUAACAGCUGCCUGUUAUGAGCUACACGAUAUCUUUUUUAAAUUAACACCAAAAGAAAGGAUGGCCAUAAUCAGUCAGUCCAGAAAUUCUUCUAAAGAAAAGACAGAAAAAGAAAAGUCUUUCUGUAAUGUAUCAAAUACGGAAAGCAAAAAGCAGUUGUCCAGUGCCACACUAAAAGUGUUAGAAAGGAAGAAAAGAAAUAGUAAUGAUAAUUUUGAUGGAAGAAAGUCUUCAAAAUAUUACACAAAAGCCAUCAGAAGAGGAAAUGCAGUUUCCAACCGUCCAUCCAUUACACCUCCAGCCCAUAAAUAUACACAUCAGCCAUCACUCAAACAGGAACCUCAAAAAGUUUCUCGAAAGAGCACGGUGGUCGGAAAUCAUUCCUCGGCCCGUAAGAAGCUUUUGGAAAGCGCAAACACAAAGAAGUAAAUUUUUAUUUUGACAAAAUCAUUUUUGUACAAUUCUGCAGAAUAAGUCAUGUUGUUAAAUAUUUUGAAUGAUUUUUCAUGUUUUUUUUCUACUAGUUCAUAAAUGAAAGUUUUAUACAUUGAAAA